AUGAGCUCCAACUCAGCGGCAGAGAUGUACCAUAUCCUAGUGGCGCACGUGCUCAACGACAGCAUUGACGUUAGUUCGCUCACCGAACACCAUGUGGUUGAGCUUGAACUUGGCCAAUUUUUGGACAAAAUCAACCACCUAGCCAGAGAAUACAGAAAAACCUUCCAGUACCCUAAUGACAACGCGGACGUAGAUAGCGAUUUCGUCAAGAAGUUGGUACAAUUCAGCGAAUUUAGCCGAUUUGUCUCGUUUGACGAUGAGAAACUUAAGGUGGAGUUGACUCCCCUGAAGUUUCAGGCUCUACUUACUGGAAUCUUGGUGGAUUCCUCCAUUCGCUACAGCAAGAUGUUAGCGAGAGAGGUGAAUGACCUCACAGAGAAGUAUCACGAACUCAAACCACCUGUGCUGGCUAUUGAUGUUUCACCGGUUGGAACAGCAUCUAUUAGCAACGAGAAGCCACUAAGGAAGGAAAUCGAGUCAUCUGCGAAGGUUUCCCUCGACUCUGCAGAAAUUAUGGAUAUAAUCCACGAACCAAUAGCAAAGAACGAGGAGGAGGAGCAGAAGAAGCUAGGGGCCACACAAGAGGCGGAGAAUACUGGAUUAUCCGAAAAAGAUGAUGAACAUCAAAAUGAAGAAGUUGACUCUGAAGAAGCGCAAGAGGCAGCAACAACGGAGGCUCAGGAUGAUGCCAAAGAUGAAGUGACUGGAAAUUACCUGGAAUCUGAUGGUAAGAAGAAUGCAGUUGAGGUAAUAGAUAAGGAGGUGCUGAAAGAAGAAAGGGGUGAAGAUGAAGAACAAGAUGAAGAGGAUGAGAAGGGUUUAGGAGACGAAAAGAGUGUACAAGAUGAGAAGAAUGUCCAAGAUGUAGAGAUGGAGGACGCUGAGGAAUUGGAAGCUGAAAGCAAUAAGACAAGAAUGUCUGUAUCAGAAGAAGCAAGCCCGGCAAUUGAGGAUGUGCAGCUGGAUGUUAAGAAAGACGAUGCUGAGGCAGCGGAGUCUGUAAACAUCCGGGAGAAAGAAACUACGGUUCUUGAGGGAGAACAGGGUUCUGAAGUCGAAGACGAAACCAAUGAGGACGUAGAGCCUCACGAAAACGAACUACCAGAAGUGGAACAACGACCCAAUGAGGUUACACCAGCAAAAGAAGACAAUGAAACCAAGGUAGAUAAAACCAAGGCGAAUACAGCCAAGGCAGACAGUAUGAAGUUGGAAGAUUCAACAAAAUCAGCACCAUCUGAAUUCCUCAAUGAUAGGCCUUCCAAACGGUCACUCUCACCACUGGUGACAUCUCAGAAACACAAAAGAUUUCAGAAUAUCGCCAUUAAUUUGGUCAAGACAAUCGAGGAACAUCGCUUUCUGUCUCCGUUCUUGCUUCCUGUGGUAGCCGACCAAUACGAGGAGGUUGUUUACGAUCCAAAGGACUUGAAGAGCAUACUCAAAGCUAUUAAACAAAAGGAUGAACCUGCUGCUUAUGAAACUGUCAAGGAAUUGGAAAGAGACAUAAUGUUAAUGUUUGCCAAUUGUGUGAUGUAUAACAAGUCUAACGCUCAUUUGGUAGAUAUGGCUAAGCAGAUGAGAGAUGAUGUCCGAAAUACUUUCAAGAUGUUUGAGGAUGCGGAAUCGGAGAUUGCAUGA
Sungouiella intermedia is the source of this 1635-nucleotide messenger RNA. Lineage: Eukaryota; Fungi; Ascomycota; Pichiomycetes; Serinales; Metschnikowiaceae. The record is from the annotation of a GenBank genome assembly.